Triticum turgidum subsp. durum (durum wheat) is the source of this 627-nucleotide messenger RNA. The record is from the annotation of a GenBank genome assembly. NCBI's taxonomy places the organism in Eukaryota, Viridiplantae, Streptophyta, Magnoliopsida, Poales, Poaceae.
AUGCAUAACAGCAAGGAGUUCUUGUCUGCAAUCACGGGUCAUGUGCAUUUGGAAUCCUUGUUGGUGCGGCUUGACAAGGACAAUCAAGGUUGCUUGGACUUGGAUGACACCCCCGUGCCUUGGGAGAACCUACAGAGUCUUAAAUUAUAUGGGCUUCAAGACAAGCUGGCACUAUCAAUGAGCAAUCUUAGCAAGCUCAGGAAGUUGAAUCUGGAGAUGGACACUUUGGAGCCAAGUGACAUUAAGAUCCUUGCCAAGCUACCAAAAUUAUGCAUUCUGCGCCUUCGUGUCAAACAACUUCGGGAUGACAGGCUCCAUUUCUAUGUUGAGUUGUGUGGGCAGCAGCUGGACACCUUCGAAAUGCUGAAGAUUCUUGAGAUUGCUAGCAGCUCCAGCAACUUACAUGUAACCAUUGGAUCAAAAUCGAUGAAGAUUCUUGAGCUGCUCAAGCUUGACUGCUCCAGUGCGUCUUAUCAGCUCACUGGCCUCAAUUAUCUAUCUGAACUAAAGGUAGUCUUGAUUAAGGGCACCAAUGAUGAAACAAUCAAGGCAGACCUUCAGAGCCAGCUCGACAACCAUCCAAAGAAACCUGUUGUGGAACUGGAGGAACUACCAUGUUCGUCCUGA